Messenger RNA from Liolophura sinensis, 3127 nucleotides. RefSeq lists its product as uncharacterized. Bases 147 to 1349 code for a protein of 400 amino acids. NCBI's taxonomy places the organism in Eukaryota, Metazoa, Mollusca, Polyplacophora, Chitonida, Chitonidae. The transcript is spliced from 2 exons. The record is from RefSeq and is a predicted model, not a curated record.
AGCGGCUUUUGUAGAGGUAAGUGAUAGAGCUUUAUAGUCUGCCCUUUUAAAGCAAGUAGUAAAGCAAGACUGCGGUAUUGCCAGACAAACCUAGCAGAGAGAAGCUGCUGACCGCAUAGCACUACAAUACCUUGAGGAUAAUAAAGAUGGAUAGAUCGAAAAUAAAAGUUGACAGAAUGAUGACAAAGAUGGACAGGGCAGCAAAUGGAUCCCCUGAAACGUGGAAACCCUGGACAGAAAACAAAAGCCGAGACCAGUUUGCAAAUCGUGAGUGUCCAGAGUUCCCGUCCUUCGGGUCUGAGUGCUGUAGCCUUGUUGGCAUGCUCUGCGUAUUGUUCUGCUGUGGACCGUGUCAGAAUUCUUUGCCAUGGACGUUACGUGUUGUCCCUUUUUGCGCUUGCGUACUUUUCCUUGCCGUCCUAGUUGUAUCUGUGAUACAGUAUGGUUACUAUCGAGAUCGGAAUUUCCACCUCUCACCGACUGACAUUCUUCGUGUUGUCGACAAUCGGUCAGCUGCCUUCUGCAGUGAGUUUGACCUGGACUCUACGAGCCGAUUUACGGCAUACUUGUUCGACCAACAACCUGUUGUAAACCAGGACGUCAAGACUCGCCACAUGUGGACAGAAACUGUCUUUGUACAAAAUAACAAGCCUGUCGAGAAAAGUCUCUUACUGUUGAAAGGUUCUGUGAUGAAACUGAAAAUCUGUCCCGACUACAAUCUCAACUUUUGUGCUAUCGAAGGCGAGAAGGCGUUUCAGAGCUGGACUAAACACAAGUCACCAUCAAACUGUUUUCAGAGCGGGAAGAUCAAUCGCGAAAAAUGUCGGUCGGUUGAAAUGAAAUCAAAAAACUCAGGACACAUUUACUUCAUCUUUACUGCAACAAAAUCUGCAACGUGGGUUGAUCUGACCUUUACUCUAAACAGGACCAACUAUGACGUCAAGAAAGCUGUAGAAUUCUGUGACGUCACACAGCAUUGCCAGUUUUCUAUACCGUUUCACUCGCGGAGCACUGUUGUUGUAUCAAGUUUUAUAAAUGGGGGAGCGGAUACUGUCCUAAAAACUCAUUGUAGUCCAGGAAUCAUGUUUUACGUUUUCAUUUUUGUGAUUCCAGUGGUUGCCUGUCUUGUUUUAGGUAUGGUUUUUGUCUAUGUUGUCAGACAAGAUGUUAACAGAAAGUUGGAUUUAGACAGAAGAUUGAAUUCCGUCGCCCGUCGCCCUGCAGAUAGUCAUCUUAAAGUCAGCCUGCUGAAGUCCAACCUUAUCCACUACCACACUUUUCAUAAAAAUUCAGAAAUACCAAAAUGCUUAGCCUCACCGAAAAAUUCUAACACAUUUGGCAGUUCUUAAGAGGUUUAGUUUGUUAACUUUUAGGCUUGUAUACAGGAUGUAUCUAAAUGUUUUAGUCUUUCAGACUGGAACAAAUUGUUUUGUACUUUGUAUUUCCUUGGGAAAUUAGUGCUUAAAAUAAAAUAUAAAGAAAUUAAAAUAAACAUCAUGGGAAAAUACACUGAAAAUUAUAUACAUUUUUAAAAAAAUUUUCCUGAUUGAAGUGAAUGCAGUUAAAUGCUUGAAUGCUGGAGUGAGGUUUUUAUGGGCCACAGACCUAUUGAUAUAGUCGUAUGCUAGCAGUGUAAAUAAGACCAUUCCAAUAUUGAACAUUCCGUUAUGUAGGCCUACAGCAAAGCCUUGUCGUCCUAAAAUAUAGCAGCAUCAUUAGUUUCAACAUUAAGCGUUGCAGACCUCCAAUGCUUUUUAUAUUCUGUAUGCUUUCCCUUCACUCGAGAAAAAAAACCCUUCAGAAAUAGAUCAGAAAUUGAUAAAGAGACCGAGUGGAAAUGAGUUGACAUGGUUACUCGCAGACCCUGUAUUUACACUACCGCAUAAUAUCUUUUGUUAUAUUGUUAUAGUCACUUAUAAGGGACUUCAGCAGGACUUAAUAAGGAAGUAUUUUGUUUCCCUGCUUAAACGGGUUUUUCAGGUUUAGUCUUGGGUUUGAUUUAUGUUUAUCUUUUGCAAGAAUUGCUACGAAUGAUUUAUGAUGACUUAUUAUGUUGAUGAUUUAUUAUGUUUGUUUGAAAAAUGAUUUAUCUAGGUAAUGUCAGUUUUGAAUUGUGAGUUGAAUCUUACUCGUCAGUUAAAUAUGUAACCUUGUGAUGAUUUUUUAAUGUGCUUUAACAGUGUAUCAGGAAGUUGUCAUUGUAUCUGAUAAAUAUGACGAAUUAUGUACUGUGUUUGGAGUUUUAGUAAGUCAACUUUCAUGCUGUCAUAUGUAAAUGAUGAUUUAUGUUCGUGUUAAUCAGUAAAUACAUCGUUUUUACACCUGUUACAUGUGAUGAUUUAUGCAGUGUGGUAGUGUGUAAAUAAGCCACCAUCAUACUUGCUACACAUGAUGGUUUAUGUACUGUUUUAUUGUAUCAAUAAUGUAUAAUCAUGUGCGUUACAUGUCUGAUGACAUUUGCACUGUGUUAGUGUGUAAAUCGCCAUCAUACCUGUUACAUAUGAUGGUUUAUUUACUUUGUUAUUGUAUCGAUAAUAUAUGAUCAUGCCUGUUACAUAUGAUGACUUUUGUACAGUGUGUGUUUUAGGGUGCAAAUAAAUCGCCAUCAUACCUCUAACAUAUAUCAUGAUUUAUGCACUGUGCUGUAGUAUCAGUUAUGCGUGAUCAUGUCUGUUACAUAUGAUGAUUUAUGUACAGGGUUAUUGUAUCAAUAAUGUAUGAUCAUGCCUGUUACAUGUGAUGACAUUUGCACUGUGUUAGUGUGUAAAUAAAUCGCCAUCAUACCUGCUACAUAUGAUGAUUUAUGCACCGUGCUAUGAUAUCAGUAAUGCAUGAUCAUGUCUGUUACAUGUGGUUACUUUUGUACCGUGGUAGUGAGCAAAUAAGACGUAAUCAUACAUAUGAUGAUAUAUACACUGUGAUAGUGUACAAAUAAUGUGUGAUCAUGCCAGUUAAUUGUGAUUUUUUUGUACUGUGUUAGUGUGUAAAAAUAUCGUCAUCUUGCCUGUUACACAUGGGGAUUUAUGUUUUGUGUUAUUGUGUCAAUAGUGCGUGAGCAUUCUUGUUACUUAUGAUGACUUUUGUAUUGCGUUGUUAUUGUGUAAAUAAAUUGCCGUCAUAUACCUGU